ACAACACGAACCCACAUCAGCUGGACUUCAUCUCCGGUGACUCACGUCGACUAAAUACUUAUCCUGCUCAAACGAGUCCAAGGCAUCACGAGAUGAAGCGUCAUGUGUUGUUUCUGAGCCUGUUCCUGUUCCACUCCUUGGUCGAGCCCGCACAUCCAGCUCCUUCUCAGUCCAACAAGGAACUGCGACAGCUCAUGAAGGUGCUGAUCACGUACUUGAGGGAGAAGCUGCAGUUCCUGGGUCCGUUCCCUCGACCGCCCGCAGAGGGCACGGAAAUCGUCCAGCCCGCUUCCCCCGACUUCGAGGAUCCAGACAAGAUGGACUUCCACGAGAACGACAAGAGGCAGUUCGACGACUACGGCCACAUGAGAUUCGGGAAGCGAGCCGACUUCGACGAAUACGGCCACAGCCGAUUCGGCAGGAGUGCCCGAUAGGAACCUCCUCCUAGGCGUCUCGUCUCGUCUCGUGUCCCGCCGAGGGAACACCGAUGGUAAUUCUGGCUGGACCUCCGUGUUCCUCUCGGGAUCUCAAGACGGACUCGCUCCUCGUGUUGGAUGUUGCCGCUACUCGGUGCCAUCGGUUG
Messenger RNA from Darwinula stevensoni, 583 nucleotides. Lineage: Eukaryota; Metazoa; Arthropoda; Ostracoda; Podocopida; Darwinulidae. The record is from the annotation of a GenBank genome assembly.